AUGAUUGUAGGGUGUAAAGUCAGCAGAAGGCAUCCGAAGACAUUCCGGGUGAUUAUCAUAAGAGAAAAAGACGAUACGAAACGUUAUGAUUUCGAGGCGCAGAGCACCGUCGAUGCUGCAGAAAUCGUGGAGGAGAUCAGGAAGGGUAUGGAGCCGUAUGAUCAGCAACAUCAAAUGAUGGCGUGA
Molecule: messenger RNA, 186 nt
Organism: Letharia columbiana
Lineage: Eukaryota; Fungi; Ascomycota; Lecanoromycetes; Lecanorales; Parmeliaceae
Exons: 2
Coding region: 1-186 (61 amino acids)
Biological process (GO): TORC2 signaling
Cellular component (GO): TORC2 complex; cytoplasm; plasma membrane
Molecular function (GO): phosphatidylinositol-4,5-bisphosphate binding
Source: RefSeq, a predicted model, not a curated record